AUGACUAUAAGAACCGCGCGAAGGCCGCUUCGGCAGCAAAAAUCAAGGUCGAGGCGGACCUGGACUAUUUCGACCUGGGCCUGGUGCAGCCCGAAGGCGGUGACGAGGUCGGAGAGCGUCACUUUCCCGGAAACCCAAAUCGCAAAGGUGCCCAACCCGGUCGACGUGACCCAGAUGCGGCCGCUCAUCGACAAAGACACGGGAGAAAAGUUUACCUUUCGAACGCGCGAUGAGCUCCGCCAUUUCAAAUACCAGAGGUACAUGAAGCGCUAUCUGCGGUGUAUCCAGGGGAUCGACGACGGGGUCGGGGAACUACUGGAUUACCUCGACUCGAACGGCCUGGCGGACAAUACCGUGGUCAUUUACACUUCCGACCAGGGAUUUUUCCUAGGUGACCAUGGCUGGUUCGACAAGAGAUUCAUGUACGAGGAGUCGUUUCAGAUGCCCUUCCUGAUUCGAUACUCCGAGCUCAUACGGCCGGGCUCUGUAUGCAACGACGUAAUAUCCAACAUCGAUUUUGCUCCGACGUGGCUCGACCUCGCGGGAACCACGAUCCCGUCGUACAUGCAGGGACGAUCGGAUACCAUGCAUGACUGUUACGCCCAUUAUGGUGUGCGGAACCAACGCUUCAAGCUCAUCUAUUGGUACAACCAAGGCUUUGACCUCCCGGGAACCAAAGCCGGAGGUCAAGAGAAGGAAUGGGAACUCUUGCCCGAGUAUGCCCAGAUCGUCAGAGACCUCAGAGACGAAUUGAGGCGCACCAUGCUCGAGAUUGGAGAUGAGCCGGCACACCCCUUAUGA
This is a messenger RNA of Exophiala oligosperma, 801 nucleotides long. RefSeq lists its product as uncharacterized. The record is from RefSeq and is a predicted model, not a curated record. The coding region runs from base 1 to 801 and encodes 266 amino acids. NCBI's taxonomy places the organism in Eukaryota, Fungi, Ascomycota, Eurotiomycetes, Chaetothyriales, Herpotrichiellaceae. The transcript is spliced from 3 exons.